Ctenocephalides felis (cat flea) is the source of this 1498-nucleotide messenger RNA. RefSeq names its product protein Wnt-1 (gene wg). Lineage: Eukaryota; Metazoa; Arthropoda; Insecta; Siphonaptera; Pulicidae. The transcript has 5 exons. Gene Ontology annotation, cellular component: extracellular region. Gene Ontology annotation, biological process: multicellular organism development; neuron differentiation; cell fate commitment. The record is from RefSeq and is a predicted model, not a curated record. Bases 221 to 1498 code for a protein of 425 amino acids. Gene Ontology annotation, molecular function: frizzled binding; cytokine activity.
GAAGGAUAAGGCUCGAUCUGAUUUAAUUGACGCAAAACAGUUGAACUGUUACGAUAUGAAAUGUGUGUGAUACUGUUCUAUUGUGUGACGUUGCGAUCGAACGAAGGAUCGUCCUUUAGUGAAGAAUAGUGAUAUUUCGAAGAAUUUUGGAAAAAUUAGAUCUGUUUGCGGAUACUUUUCUCGGGUGCUUUUCAUUUCGGAAACGUCGAACGAAGAGGUCAUGCGAUUACAGAGUGGGUUCUGGAUGUGCUGGUCGACGCUCUGUUGCGCGUUGCUGUGCACGACCGAGGUCAGCGCGAAAGCUCGACAGGGCAGAGGACGAGGCAGUAUGUGGUGGGGAAUUGCGAAAGCUGGCGAACCAAACAAUAAAGCUCCUCUGUCGCCCGGAAUGAUGUACAUGGAUCCCGCCAUCCACGCGACUCUGCGCCGGAAGCAGAGACGCCUGGCGCGGGACAAUCCUGGUGUCCUGGUCGCAGUGGCUCAAGGAGCCAGCCUUGCCGUGCAAGAAUGUCAACAUCAGUUUCGGGACAGACGAUGGAAUUGUACGACCAGAAAUUUUUUAAGGGGCAAAAACUUAUUUGGAAAGAUCGUAGAUAGAGGUUGCAGAGAAACUGCAUUUAUUUAUGCUAUAACGAGUGCAGCAGUUACGCACACAAUCGCGAGAGCCUGCAGCGAAGGAAGUAUAGAAUCCUGUACGUGCGAUUACAGUCACCGAGGAAGAUCACCUCAUAUAAGCAGUCAUGGAGCAGUUGCAGGUGUUAAGGACUGGGAGUGGGGUGGUUGCUCUGAUAAUAUUGGAUAUGGAUUCAGAUUUUCGAGAGAGUUUGUAGACACGGGAGAACGAGGAAGAAAUCUUCGUGAAAAAAUGAAUUUGCAUAACAAUGAAGCAGGAAGAGCGCACGUGCGAUCGGAGAUGCGACAGGAAUGCAAAUGUCACGGAAUGUCUGGAUCGUGCGCAGUGAAGACUUGCUGGAUGCGGCUUGCGAACUUCCGCAAGAUCGGAGACAACUUAAAAGACCGCUUUGAUGGAGCAUCUCGCGUGCUUGUUGGUAACAACCAUAGAAGUUCGGGCAGCGGGCACAGUUCCGGGGGCAACGGAGCCAACAAUAACCGAGCAGGGCCGAUGAGCAACGUGGCCGGACAGGCGGGAAGACGCGGCGGAUCGUCAGGAGUCAACAAGAAGUUUGAUCGGUACAACAUACUAUUGAGACCUCACAGGCCCGAGCACAAGGACCCGGGUAUCAAAGACCUGGUCUACUUCGAAUCCAGCCCCGGAUUCUGUGAGAAGAAUCCGCGUCUCGGUAUCCAGGGCACGCACGGUAGACAAUGCAACGACACAUCCAUCGGAGUGGAUGGUUGCGACCUGAUGUGUUGCGGACGAGGCUACAGAACUCAAGAAGUGCAAGUGAUUGAACGCUGCAAUUGCAUAUUCGAAUGGUGCUGUAAAGUCAAGUGCAGUUGGUGUCGUAUAAAACGGACAAUACAUACAUGUUUGUAG